Akanthomyces muscarius is the source of this 1218-nucleotide messenger RNA. RefSeq lists its product as uncharacterized. Gene Ontology annotation, biological process: primary miRNA processing; rRNA processing; regulation of gene expression. The transcript has a single exon. The coding region runs from base 1 to 1218 and encodes 405 amino acids. NCBI's taxonomy places the organism in Eukaryota, Fungi, Ascomycota, Sordariomycetes, Hypocreales, Cordycipitaceae. The record is from RefSeq and is a predicted model, not a curated record. Gene Ontology annotation, molecular function: ribonuclease III activity; double-stranded RNA binding. Gene Ontology annotation, cellular component: nucleus.
AUGUCAAAGCGCCCCCUAUCUUCUCAUAGCGCCGUCUACAACGAUGCACCGAAUCAGUCAAGCAAAAGACAGCAAACGAAAGAUUCAAGAGAGGGUCAACUAUCAGAUGCAGAAUUCAAGGCGCUGAAACAUUUGGCCGAUAAUGCCGACGACCUUAUCUCGGCUCUGCAUCAGCUAAAGCAAUGCAACUCCAGCAUCAAUGAAAGACGCGGUCAGGAUACUGCACUAUUGGCGGCGAGACAGAAUCUAUCAGAACUGGGAGACAAGGUCACACCAGAGUUACAGCUACUCUCUCAGACACGAUACUCGAAUCUAGACGCUGUUAGCAUUUCAAAUUCGUCACCGCUUAGCCUGCGGAUUCCCUCUAUGGAUUACGCGACACCUUGGCGGUCAUCGGAAAUGUCACGACAGCUGCCACCACUACCGACAAUCAAGGACAGGAAGUUCGAAGAUUUGGCCUUUACGCAUCCAGGUUUCAUUCCCGGAAGCAGUCCGGAUAAGCAAUAUGAGAGGUUGGAAUGGCUAGGGGACGCAUAUCUGGAACUUAUCGCCACUGCUCUCAUCGACAAGACAUUCCUGCAGCUGCCUUCUGGUCGUUGCUCCCAAAUCCGAGAGAGGCUUAUUCGAAACACCACACUGGCAGCAUAUUUUCGAGAAUACGGGCUGGAAUCGCGAGCCAGACUUCCGAGAGAUGUUAGGAAUCAGAAGCAUCCAGGCAGGGGCAGCUCCAGUGACAAGGACCUGCUGAAGACCCAGAGUGACAUGUUUGAGGCCUACGUCGCAGCCGUCAUUCUCUCAGAUCCCAUCCAUGGCAUCGAAAUUGUGGUUCGCUGGUUGAAAGCACUUUGGGGCCGUGAUAUCAUCGAAGACGUGCAGAGAGCAGAGCAGGGCGAGGCACCGCUACCAAGGACCGAGAAUACGGGACGCAAAAGAACUCCAAAGGAGGAGCUGAGCUACAAGCUUGUGGUUAAAGGGAUCACGCUUCGAUACGAAAGAAUGGAGUCAAAUAAGAGAGACAGGCAUCUCGGCCAGGAACUAUUUACGGUUGGUGUCUACCUGGACGGUUGGGGUGAGACGGGCAAGCUGUUGGGAGUGGGCUCUGCCCUCAGCAUCAAGGAGGCAGGCCAAAAAGCUGCCGCGGAAGUUCUGGAACACAAAAAGUUGAUGAAGGUAUAUGAAGGCAAGAAGAAAGCUUUUGCAGAGGCAAAAGGGGUGUAG